Molecule: messenger RNA, 2785 nt
Organism: Pimephales promelas (fathead minnow)
Lineage: Eukaryota; Metazoa; Chordata; Actinopteri; Cypriniformes; Leuciscidae
Gene: sim2
Product: SIM bHLH transcription factor 2
Biological process (GO): regulation of transcription by RNA polymerase II
Molecular function (GO): protein dimerization activity; DNA-binding transcription factor activity, RNA polymerase II-specific; RNA polymerase II transcription regulatory region sequence-specific DNA binding
Source: RefSeq, a predicted model, not a curated record
AGGAAUUUUCAGGCGUCGAGAAGAAUAAAAAAAGAAAGACAGAAAAUAAAAUAAUUUAAAAUGGAAAUAAACACGAACUCGUGAAAUAUAGGACUGGAGUACAACGACAUAUUGAACAGAUGUUCGUGAACUCAUCGUUACCUGUUUUUAUUUGUAUGCUCAGCGUCAUGGAUUUAUUAGAAGUUGGUGUUAUUGCGUAAAAUUAAUCAGUAAUUUUCAAAUCAAAACGUCAAAACGUGUCGAAGCCAAACGCGAAAAGGGAUUUCCCGAUGAAAUGGAGUUCAACUGUCUAUAUCAGAAGUUAUCAAUCUGGAUGAUUUAUUGACGGACUUUUCUGGAAAGACUUUUAGUUUUUGUGAAGAGUUUCGUCAGUGAUUUACAGUCGUUUCGUUGUAUAUAUUUUAAUUGGCAAACAGCAGGACUAUCGGGAAGUUUUAGUCUUUCACGGCAACAAACGGAAAAGACGCAGGAAAAACAUUAAUGACCGGCGAAACAUGUUGUAGCGAGUGAGCAUUAUUAUAGUGAAAACACGUCCAUCUUCUGCAUGUGUGAGAAAUGAAGGAAAAGUCUAAGAAUGCAGCGAAGACACGAAGAGAAAAGGAAAAUGGAGAGUUUUAUGAGCUGGCCAAACUGUUGCCUCUGCCGUCAGCGAUCACAUCUCAGCUGGACAAAGCGUCCAUCAUCAGACUGACCAGCAGCUACCUGAGGAUCCGAGGCCUGUUCCCUGAGGGUCUCGGAGGCGCCUGGGGUCAGUCAGCACGGCUCAGUCCUCGGGAUCUCAUGGCCAGGGAUCUGGGAUCUCACCUGUUGCAGACGCUGGACGGGUUUGUGUUUGUCGUGGCGUCUGACGGUAAAAUCAUGUACAUUUCAGAAACAGCUUCAGUUCAUCUGGGUCUGUCACAGGUGGAACUGACUGGGAACAGCAUCUUUGAGUACAUCCACCCGUCAGACCAUGAUGAGAUGAGCGCGGUGCUGAGUGCUCACCCACCAUUACAUCCACACUUCCUGCAGGAGUUUGAGCUGGAGCGCUCGUUCUUCCUGCGGAUGAAGUGUGUGUUGGCGAAGAGGAACGCGGGACUCACGUGUGGCGGGUAUAAGGUGAUUCACUGCAGCGGGUACCUGAAGCUCCGUCAGGUCGUGAUGGAUGUGUCUCUGUACGAGUCCUGCUAUCAGAUCGUGGGUCUGGUGGCCGUCGGUCAGUCUCUUCCUCCCAGCGGCGUGACGGAGCUCAAACUCCACAGCAACAUGUUCAUGUUCCGCGCGAGUCUCGAUCUCAAACUCAUCUUCCUGGACAGCAGGGUGUCGGAGUUAACCGGGUAUGAGCCGCAGGAUCUGAUUGAGAAGACUCUCUACCAUCACGUCCACGGCUGCGACGUCUUCCAGCUGCGAUACGCACAUCAUCUACUGCUGGUCAAGGGGCAGGUCACCACCAAGUACUACCGCCUGCUGUCGAAACACGGCGGCUGGGUCUGGAUGCAGAGCUGCGCCACCAUCGUCCACAACAGCCGCUCGUCUCGACCGCACUGCAUCGUCAGCGUCAACUACGUCCUCACGGAUGUGGAAUACAAAGAGAUGCAGCUCUCGCAGGACCAGAGCCGACCCAGACCGCCGGUGUCCUAUAAGAACUGUCUCGCAGCUCCUCAGGACUCACGCAAACAGCUGAAAGCCAAAGCAGCCAAACUCAAAAGCAAAGCCAAAGCAUGUCCCUAUCCGCAGGCGAAGGUGCUGACCGACUCAGCUGGGAACGUGGCGUCGAGUGUGUGUGGUUUCCAGACCUCGCUGGAGUCUCCGUGCUGGAAGAGCUGCCAGCAGAGCCCCGUCUCACUGAUCCAGGAGCCGCCCCACAUGCUGCCACUGUCCUACGCAUACACACACACACACACACAGACGCAGGCCUCCGGCGACUGCCGGAAAGCCCCGGUGACCUCGAUCUCCUCCAGACGACCCGUCCUCUCCUCACUGCAGUCGCCCUGGAGCUGCGCUAACAAAGCUGCGGCGCACCUGCAAACUCCGGCGUGCAGCGCAUUCUCAGGUCCGGCGGCCGACGGCGCGUUCGCAGCUCAGCUUCUGCCCGGAGGCUUCAGACCCGCCGCUGCGUUUAAAGAGGAACCCGGACAGAACCAGAACCAGGGCUUCGGUCAGCGCAGGCCAUACGAGGACAGGCUCUCGGAUCAUGACCCGGAGGAGAAGAGGCUGCUGGGAACGACACAGAGUCCGUACGUCUCCCUGAACCUUCACCACGUUCUGUCCAAACGCGGCCCUUUCCCAGCCGGACCUUGCGCUCUGAGUGAGGGGGGGAACCCGUACCUGUACCAGACCCAGAGCGCUCCCGACGGACCCCGCCAGUACCUGUACCGGACCCACAGCCCCGGUCCCGAAGGACCCCGCGCACCUCACUGCAUCGGCACGUCGGUCAUCAUCAGCAACGAAAGGUGACGCGCACUGACCUCCGACCUCUUCGACCGUCUUAUGCAAAGCUGCAGAUGUUCUGAUCACACAUAAAGAACGUCAGGUAUGGAAUAUAUUUCUCCCGUUGUGCAGCCAGUUCACCGGGACACUACCGCAUCCUCUCCGGGACACCGAGGAAGAGGAAGCUGAAGGACGCUUCGUGACUCAGGGUCUCCAGAUGAACCUCACUAAACUCACACAUAUGCAAGUCACACAAUGAUCCACAUAUUGUAUUUGAAACACUCUUUUGUGCCAUUCUUUACCAAAUGAAAACAUCUGAUCUAUUUUAACUAUUUAAAUAAUAAUAAUAAUUCAUUACAUUUAUAUAGCGCUUUUC